AUGGCAAAUGCUAAGGGACGGCAGCAAGGAAUUACCCAUUUUGAUGUUCAUGUCAUGUGUAUAUCAGAGAUGGAAAAAGGGAAACAUGGCAAAGCUCAAUGGGAUGUUGAAGCUCAUAGGGUUUUCCUUGACGUGUGCAUCGAAGAAGUGGAAGCUAAUAACCGUCCAACUCAGUGUUUGAAUGCCGUUGGGUAUGCCAAUUUGAUAUCCAAGUUCAAUGACCGCACGAAGAGAAACUAUGACCGCAAACAAAUAAAAAAUAGGUGGGAGGCACUAAAAAAGGACUACAACACAUGGAAACAAUUGACCCAACGUGCAUCUGGUUUAGGAAGAGAUCCCAUCACCCAUACCAUCACGGCCAGCGAUGACUGGUGGGAAAGUGAGAUAACGAGAUGUCCUGAUGCAAGCAAGUUUAGAAAUGCUCCACUUCAAGAUGAGGAGAAGAUGGCCAUUAUCUUUGAUAAGCAUUGUGUGACAAAUGAGCAUGCUAGGGUGCCACCCCGAUCAGCUCGUGUUGGACCAUCUCAAGAUGCAAAUGUUGAGACGGUCGACGGUGAUGAGGAAGAUUUAGGUUGUGAGGGGGAUGAUUAUGUCACUCCGGUUAGUGGGAAGGGGAAGGGUAAGCCGAAGAGAGCAUGUCCAUACUCACCUAGUCCAGCAACAAAGAAGGCAAAGGAAGAAAAUCCUUCUGAUGUUCAGCGUCUAUUGAGCAUUAUGGAAUAA
Brachypodium distachyon (stiff brome) is the source of this 723-nucleotide messenger RNA. Its product is annotated as L10-interacting MYB domain-containing protein-like. NCBI's taxonomy places the organism in Eukaryota, Viridiplantae, Streptophyta, Magnoliopsida, Poales, Poaceae. Bases 1 to 723 code for a protein of 240 amino acids. The record is from RefSeq and is a predicted model, not a curated record. The transcript has 3 exons.